Molecule: messenger RNA, 777 nt
Organism: Knipowitschia caucasica
Lineage: Eukaryota; Metazoa; Chordata; Actinopteri; Gobiiformes; Gobiidae
Source: the annotation of a GenBank genome assembly
AUGUCAGAUCUGAGGUCAGAGCCAAGAGCUGGAGACCACAGACACGCUGCAGGAGUCAGAGCCAAGAGCUGGAGACCACAGACACGCUGCAGGAGUCAGAGCCAGGAGCUGGAGACCACAGACACGCUGCAGGAGUCAGAGCCACGAGCUGGAGACCACAGACACGCUGCAGGAGUCAGAGCCAGGAGCUGGAGACCACAGACACGCUGCAGGAGUCAGAGCCAGGAGCUGGAGACCACAGACACACGCUGCAGGAGUCAGAGCCAGGAGCUGGAGACCACAGACACGCUGCAGGAGUCAGAGCCAGGAGCUGGAGACCACAGACACGCUGCAGGAGUCAGAGCCAGGAGCUGGAGACCACAGACACGCUGCAGGAGUCAGAGCCACGAGCUGGAGACCACAGACACGCUGCAAGAGUCAGAGCCAAGAGCUGGAGACCACAGACACGCUGCAGGAGUCAGAGCCAAGAGCUGGAGACCACAGACACGCUGCAGGAGUCAGAGCCAGGAGCUGGAGACCACAGACACGCUGCAGGAGUCAGAGCCAGGAGCUGGAGACCACAGACACGCUGCAGGAGUCAGAGCCAGGAGCUGGAGACCACAGACACGCUGCAGGAGUCAGAGCCAAGAGCUGGAGACCACAGACACGCUGCAGGAGUCACUUUUGUUGGUCUGGGGUUCCACGGAGUACCUCUCUCCUCGAUGCUGCUCCAGAUACGGACCCCACUCUUCAGUCGGACGACACAGGGAUUUCAACCGCUGGAGAAAAAACACGUGA